AUGGGUGGGAUCGCUCCUGGAGUUAUCAUAACGGAUGAGAGUGGCAGCAUGAGGAAUGCUAUUGAGGCAAUUCUCCCUAACACAGUGCAUCGGUUGUGCAUGUGGCACAUUAUGCGAAAGGUUCCUGAGAAGGUCCCGCUUGAAUUGAGAACCAACGAAUAUUUCUACAAGAGGUUGAAUUUUUGUGUGUGGAAUUCUGAAACACCUGCAGAAUUCGAAGAAAAUUGGAAGAAUGUAAUGUUAAGAUUUGACUUGGAAACUAACAAAUGGUUUGAAAAAUGUUACCAUAUCCGUGGGUCAUGGGUACCGGCAUACUUCAUGGACAUUCCCCUAGCUGGUAUUCUCAGAACCACCUCCAGGUCAGAGAGUGAAAACUCAUUUUUCAAGAAUUUCAUUCGACGCAAGCUUGCUUUUGUUGAGUUCUGGCUUAGAUUUGACACAGCCCUGAAUUGUCAGAGACAAGAGGAGUUGGUUGCUGACCACACGAGCUUACACACAACACCCAGAUUGAUGACAUGUUGGGAAAUAGAAAGACAAGGUAGCUUGAUAUUCACUCAUGAGGUUUUUGACUUGUUUCAGUCUGAGGUACUUGCUGCUAGAGAGCAUUGCGAUGUCCAGGACACAAAGGAUGCGGGGAGUCUCAAAAUCAUGUCUGUUAGUGAUCAAAGCCACCCAAAAAACAAGGUAAGAGAAGUUCGUUUACAAACAACAACCAUGAUAACCAAAUGUUCGUGUAUGCUUUUUGAGUCCAAGGGCAUUGUGUGCCGCCAUGUCAUACGUGUCUUGAGGGGAGCAAAGAUAAAUGAACUUCCAAACUUCUAUGUACUCAAAAGAUGGGAGAAGAUGUGCAAAAGAGAUAUUGUUUAUGAUGGAUAUGGAAAUCCACUUGAAGAUAAUCCCAUUGACUGUAUUGACAUGGAUACAAGAAGAAAGAUCUCGGUUGCACGGAACAAAUUAGAAGAUCUCAUCCGGCAUGCGAAAAACUCAAGUGGAGGACUAGACUUGCUCAAUUCGGGUCUGUGUGAUCUGGAAUCAACUAUUUUCCAGUCUGCACUUGAUGUAGCUCGUACUUCACAAGAAGAACAAGAAUCAUUUGUUGGUAGCUCCUUCCCUACCCAAGUUGAUAUCCUAACACCUACAAAUAUCGACGCGAGGGGCACAUGCUCGAGAAUUAAGGGCCAUAGAGACAAGGAAAAUAAGGCACAGCCAAAGAAAAAAUUAGGUGUUACUCUUCCUAGGUUCAGCUCACAUGCUAGUAAACUGAACGUAUACUUCUCAGAAGUUGUAACUACAAUCAGUGACUUCAGUACACAACUCGCUUUUGCCCACAAGAAGAUAUUAUUAGACACGACUGCGGUUAAGCCGCUACCCUUCUUCCGCUUUGCUGACGUCCCAGCUGCAGACUGUUGCCUCAUCUGCUUCCUUGCUCUGGUCUCAAGCCCAUAA
This is a messenger RNA of Lolium rigidum, 1446 nucleotides long. Its product is annotated as protein FAR-RED IMPAIRED RESPONSE 1-like. Gene Ontology annotation, molecular function: zinc ion binding. The coding region runs from base 1 to 1446 and encodes 481 amino acids. Lineage: Eukaryota; Viridiplantae; Streptophyta; Magnoliopsida; Poales; Poaceae. The record is from RefSeq and is a predicted model, not a curated record. Gene Ontology annotation, biological process: regulation of DNA-templated transcription. The transcript is spliced from 4 exons.